CUUCUUUUCUUCACUCCAACCCAACAAUGGACAACUAUAGAAGAAACCCACUGAAGCCAUGGAAGAAAGGCCCUGCAAGAGGGAAGGGCGGGCCCCAGAACGCUACGUGCGAGUACCGGGGAGUUAGACAACGGACCUGGGGGAAAUGGGUGGCAGAGAUCAGAGAGCCGAAGAAGAGGACGAGGAUAUGGCUCGGGUCUUUUGCGACGGCCGAAGAGGCUGCCAUGGCUUAUGAUGAAGCUGCGAGGAGGCUGUAUGGGCCGGAAGCUUACCUCAAUCUUCCCCACUUGAGAUCCAACGUCAACCCACUCAUCAACAAAUCGCAGCACAAGUUCAAGUGGUUCCCGUCCACCAACUUCAUUUCCCUGUUUCCCAGCACCGGGUUGCUCAACCUGAGCGCCCAGCCGAGUGUACACGUCAUUCACCAACGGCUCCAGGAAUUGAAGAAAACGGAAGCAAGCUGCCAUGCUUCUUCGUCGAGCUCAUCUUCCAGUGACCCCAUAAGCGAGAUGCUCAACAUGAUGGAACAACAACCCGGGUUGGUUAAUCAAGAAACAACGGAGAAGGAACCAGACUUCUCAUCCGGGGAGAAACUAGAAAACCGUGAAGAGAAGCCUCAGAUUGAUCUAAACGAAUUCCUCCAGCAGUUGGGAAUACUUCAAAAAGAAGAUAAGUCAGACAUGCAAGACUUGUCCAAUUGUUUCCCCGAGCCAGAGCCAGAACCAGAACCAGAACCUUCACUCGGUGACAGUGAAGCCGAUGUCUUUGCUGACAAAACCUACAAUUGGGACACACUGGAAGCAAUACCAGGAACAGAAGAUAAUCAAACAGUAGACGCCAGUACCUUAUACUUACAUGAUAUCAACGAUGACCUCAGCUUUCCCCCGUCUAUAUGGAACUUCUGAAAUGAGGUGAUUUUGUUAGUUAACAAUACUCGGGUCUUAAAUUUAUACUUCUUGCUGGUGUAUGCAGCUCACAAGUCAUUCACUACAUAGCAUUUUGGUAGGGGCAAUAUCAGGGGAGAAGGAUCAAACUUAUUAUAGUCUGAGUCCUCUUGGCCUUUGAGUAUGAAAAAGGGGACGAGGAUUUUGUUGUCACUAGAUUUAAAUACGUAUAAUAAAUUAAUAAAAUAUCAUAGCUGUGA
This is a messenger RNA of Ipomoea triloba (trilobed morning glory), 1144 nucleotides long. Its product is annotated as dehydration-responsive element-binding protein 2F. Lineage: Eukaryota; Viridiplantae; Streptophyta; Magnoliopsida; Solanales; Convolvulaceae. Gene Ontology annotation, biological process: response to stress; positive regulation of DNA-templated transcription. Gene Ontology annotation, cellular component: nucleus. Bases 27 to 905 code for a protein of 292 amino acids. Gene Ontology annotation, molecular function: DNA-binding transcription factor activity; transcription cis-regulatory region binding. The transcript has a single exon. The record is from RefSeq and is a predicted model, not a curated record.